AUUCUUCGAAAGAAUUGUAAGUUAGUGAUUGUUGGGUGAAAAGCGGAAACAUGCAUUUGUAACAAGUCAUUUUAAGUAUACAAACCCCUUUACUCUAACUCAUAUACUUGAUAAUGUGAUUGCUACAACUUCAAAAUGCUGCGAUUAUAUAUUUCUGGUAUAGUAUGACAUUAAGUAGAUUUCCUCUUCUUUCUGAAACUGCUGAUUUUUCCGACUUCAUGCAUUUUAGUUUUUGAAUCAACAUUUUUCAAACCACGAAUGGCAAUGAUGUCAAAAUGUUUGUUUGAGUGUAAUGUUAUGGCGCUUGUUGAUUGAAAUUGUUACCAAGUUUAAUGUUGUUAUCCCGUCUCCUGGUAUAUCAUGCCUGAAAAUUCAAAUGGACUCAAAUGUCUUUAUACCCGUACGUAAAUGCAAAAGUUGACAUGGACGGGAUCACAGGAACCAGCAGUAGUGUCGACUCCCCUGAUCCGGAUCAUGUCUUAACAUACACGGUACUCAAAGAAUCAACUGCUUGUACGGAAGAAAAUGCUUCAACUGGCAUGGAAACAAACCCCGAAUUGUACUAUGUUUCAUCUUGGUGUGGAAAAUUGGAUAGUAAUCGAAACACUGUUGAAGAAAAUGGCCUUCUUUGUCCCUCAAAUAAUUUUCCUGCACAGAACACGAAUACUUCAGAUAAAGACGGGAAUGAAAGCAUGGAGAUGGCCCUUGUCCCUCGAAAGGAGAUGACCCUUGUCUCUCGAAAAGCAUUUAAGGAAAAAAAGCCUCUAACCAAAAAGACCUGGCGAGGACGCCUUCUUCCUACAGAUGAAAAACCUUGGCGAAAACAAAAAUUCAUUGACAAAUGGACAGAUGAGGAAAAAUUCAAGGGCUGGUUGGCUCGUCAUCCAGAAGAUCCAACCCUAGCCCGAUGCAUGUCUUGUAACCAAGAGCUAGUGGCUGGAAAAAGUGAACUUAUCAAACAUUCUCAAACUAGAAAACAUAUUAAAUCAUUACAGAAUUUUGACUCUUCAAGCAUUGAAGUAGAAAAUAGUUCUUCAAAAGCCAAUCAACCAAUGCUUGUGUGGGUGCUUAAUGAUCAGGAAUGUCAGCAAGCAACUACAGAAGUAAAGUAUUUAUCUGGGUUUGGAAGUGAUCUGACUUCUGAAGAUCCAAGAUGUGCAAAUUCAUUGCCUUGGGGUCAAAAUAAUCCACAAGUGUGUCCUUAUGGUUUGUAUGCUGAACAACUAUCAGGAACAGCAUUUACAGCACCUAGAGAAUAUAACAGGAGAACAUGGUUCUACCGAAUAAGACCAUCUGUUGUUCACGACCCUUUUGAACGUCUGAAUUGUGGAGAUCUGACUCAUAAUUGGAACGAUAAUGAACCUAAUCCUAACCAGAUGCGGUGGCUACCAUUUGACAUUCCAGAAAGAGAACUGGAGCAAGUUGAUUUUGUAGAGGGUAUAAAAACAAUUUGCGGAGCUGGUGAUCCUAAAAUAAGGCAUGGAGUUGCUAUUCAUGUAUAUUUAUGUAAUGUAUCGAUGGAAGAUAAGUGUUUUUAUAAUGCAGAUGGAGACUUCUUAAUAGUUCCACAACAAGGGAGACUUACUAUAACUACUGAAUUUGGUAGAAUGUUUGUGGAGCCAAAUGAGAUUUGUGUGAUGCAGCUAGGAAUGAAAUUUAAUGUUGGAGUAGAAGGGCCUAGCAGAGGUUAUAUUCUUGAAGUGUUUGAUGCACACUUUAAUUUGCCUUAUUUGGGACCUAUCGGUGCAAAUGGUUUAGCCAACCCUAGAGAUUUUUUAACUCCUGUGGCUUUAUAUGAGGAUCGAGAAGUUGAAAAUUACACAGUAGUUAAGAAAUUUCAAGGAAAGCUAUUUGCAGCUCAUCAGGGACAUUCUCCUUUUGAUGUAGUAGCAUGGCAUGGAAAUUACGUUCCAUAUAAAUAUAAUUUAUCUAACUUCAUGGCCAUCAAUUCAGUUUCCUUUGAUCAUCCUGACCCAUCCAUUUUCACAGUGCUCACAUGUCCAUCUACACGUCCUGGUAUUGCAAUAGCUGAUUUUGUAAUAUUUCCUCCUAGAUGGGGUGUUUCUGAAGGAACAUUUAGGCCGCCUUAUUAUCACAGAAACUGCAUGAGUGAGUUCAUGGGACUAAUUUUUGGAUCAUAUGAAGCAAAGGAAACAGGCUUUCUUCCUGGUGGAGCUACUUUGCAUAACAUCAUGACUGCACAUGGUCCUGAUGCUGACUGUUUUGCAAAGGCUUCAACUGUGAAGCUUGGCCCUGAAAAAGUUGCAGAAAAUAGUAUGGCCUUCAUGUUCGAAACGUCUCUUAGCCUUACUGUUACUAGUUGGGGUGAAAGGAGAUGCCAGAAACUGGAUCCUAAUUAUUACAAGUGCUGGCAAUCCUUAAAGAAAAACUUUGACCCUAACUGGAAAGCAAAUAUGUAAGGUGGUCCAGUUGUAUAUAUCAUGUUCUGACAUAGUGUGAUAACAUAAAGGCAUCUAUUGCAAUGACAGCACGAGAUCAAAGGACUUAAUUCUAAUGAGCUGUUUUUUAUCUUACUUGGUUAAUCCAAGAAAAAAGUUUUAUCUCCAAUUGUUAUGCUUUUUGUUAUGACUAUUUGUACAAAUAAACUAUGUAUUUUGAUAUAUAAAA
Argiope bruennichi is the source of this 2628-nucleotide messenger RNA. It is a transcript of the gene hgo, whose product is annotated as homogentisate 1,2-dioxygenase-like. Bases 387 to 2420 code for a protein of 677 amino acids. Gene Ontology annotation, cellular component: cytoplasm. The transcript is spliced from 18 exons. Gene Ontology annotation, biological process: L-phenylalanine catabolic process. Gene Ontology annotation, molecular function: homogentisate 1,2-dioxygenase activity. Lineage: Eukaryota; Metazoa; Arthropoda; Arachnida; Araneae; Araneidae. The record is from RefSeq and is a predicted model, not a curated record.